This is a messenger RNA of Nelumbo nucifera (sacred lotus), 2723 nucleotides long. Its product is annotated as anthranilate synthase alpha subunit 1, chloroplastic-like. The record is from RefSeq and is a predicted model, not a curated record. Gene Ontology annotation, biological process: L-tryptophan biosynthetic process. Gene Ontology annotation, molecular function: anthranilate synthase activity. NCBI's taxonomy places the organism in Eukaryota, Viridiplantae, Streptophyta, Magnoliopsida, Proteales, Nelumbonaceae.
UCCAAAAUCCAAACGUACCUUAGAGAGUCGAUUCACCGUGAGGGAGGAGUACCGUUUGUCGUCUUCAACCUCUCUAGUUUCUUUUCUUUUAGUCAAGCUUGGGUUUAAGAGCCAAGAAGCCCUAAUUAUUCUCGAUUAAUUCCUAUCUCAAACCCCAUUCUCAAUCACCGGAACUCAUCGUCAACCUCACCGGCGGUUACUUGUUUCUGUUCUCGUGCACUUUGCUGCAGUUAAAAUGACCAAACCAGCGCCUCAAAGCAUCCCCGCCGCCACUACUAAACCAGUCUACUAAUAACCCACAAAUCACGGUUUCGAUCAUUGAAAAGCGCCACUUCGAACUCUACAUCUCCGCCAUUAAAGUCUGCUUCGGCUGGAAUUUCUUCCUUAAUAACUACCACACUAAGCGCCAUAUUUCCACCUCCAUUACAGUCCGAUUCAAUUUUUUUUUCUCUUUACUUUUUUCCAUUCAUUGAACGGCUGUUUGAUGCCACCUCCAUAACAUUUUUCUCUUUACUUUUUUCCACCUCCAUAACUUUGUCUGAUUGCUUAAGUGAGGCCCAUCAACCAUGGGACGUGGUUAGUGUUGAGAUUUGAUGCCACAUUACUGAAAAUCUCUGUCCAUUUUUCUUGUUCCAUUGGAUGCUCUGAAGAUGGAAACCUUAGCGGUUUCACCCCAUUUUCUCCCACCACGUAGUCGUUCAUCUACAAAGGUUUCUGUCGGCUCACUUUGCAGCAGAAGAUCGAUAUGCUCUCUUACUUUGCCUAUCUCCCGCUUCCUUUCCCACUCUCGGUCGUGUAACCUGACUCAGCUCACUGUAAAGUGUUCAGCUCUCUCUUAUCCGUCGUUAGCUGAAGAUGGCGCAGUGAAGUUUACAGAAGCUUCAAAGAACGGAAAAAACUUAAUUCCACUCUAUCGCUGCAUUUUCUCAGACCACCUAACUCCUGUGCUUGCUUACCGAUGCCUGGUUAAAGAAGAUGAUCGAGAAGCUCCAAGCUUUUUGUUCGAAACAGUCGAGCAGGGUUUUCGAGCUUCGAAUGUUGGACGGUAUAGUGUGAUUGGAGCUCAGCCGAAAAUGGAAGUUGUGGCAAAGGAUAACUUCGUUACAAUCAUGGACCAUGAGGAAGGGAGUAGGACAGAGGAAUAUGUUGAUGAUCCAAUGGUAGUUCCUCGGAGAAUUAUGGAGAAGUGGAGGCCCCAACGUGUUGAUGAGCUUCCAGAUGCAUUUGUUGGUGGCUGGGUUGGUUACUUCUCAUAUGAUACAGUGAGGUAUGUUGAGAAGAAAAAGCUUCCUUUCUCAAGUGCACCUGAAAAUGAUAGAAACCUGGCUGAUGUUCACCUAGGCCUCUAUGAUGAUGUUAUAGUGUUUGAUCAUGUGGAAAAGAAAGCAUAUGUGAUCCAUUGGGUGUGGCUAGAUCGGUACUCCUCAGUUGAUGAAGCCUACAAUGAUGGAUUGAACCGCUUAGAAAUUUUAGUGUCUAAAGUGCAAGAUAUUGAUCCGCCAAGGCUAUCUUCAGGUUCUGUGAAAUUACACACCCGCCAUUUUGGUUCUUUAGUAAAGAAAUCAAAUAUGACAAGUGAAGAUUACAAGAAAGUAGUAGCACAGGCAAAAGAACAUAUCCUAGCAGGUGAUAUUUUCCAGAUUGUUUUAAGUCAAAGAUUUGAGCGCCGAACAUUUGCAGACCCAUUUGAGAUAUACAGGGCUUUGAGAGUUGUAAAUCCAAGUCCGUAUAUGACUUACUUACAGGCUAGAGGAUGUAUUCUUGUUGCAUCAAGCCCUGAAAUUCUUACUCGUGUGAAGAAGGGGAAGAUUACUAAUCGACCACUUGCUGGGACUGUUAGAAGAGGAAAGACAGACAAGGAGGAUGAUAUGAUGGAAAAGCAGCUGCUGAAUGAUGAAAAGCAAUGUGCAGAACACAUUAUGCUAGUAGAUUUGGGACGGAAUGAUGUUGGAAAGGUAUCCAAAUCUGGCUCUGUGAAGGUGGAGAAGCUUAUGAAUAUUGAACGAUAUUCUCAUGUAAUGCAUAUCAGCUCCACGGUUACUGGUGAAUUGCUUGAUGAUCUUACUUGCUGGGAUGCUUUGCGUGCUGCAUUGCCUGUUGGAACAGUCAGCGGUGCACCAAAGGUCAAAGCAAUGGAGUUGAUAGAUCGACUAGAGGUCACAAGGCGAGGGCCAUAUAGUGGUGGAUUUGGUUACAUUUCUUUUUAUGACAAUAUGGACAUAGCUCUGGCUCUUAGAACCAUUGUUUUCCCUACUGGGACUCGAUAUGAUACUAUGUACUCAUACAAGGACGCAAACAAGCGACGGGAGUGGAUUGCCCACCUUCAAGCUGGAGCUGGGAUUGUGGCUGAUAGUGACCCAGAUGAUGAGCAAAGAGAGUGUGAGAACAAAGCAGCUGCUCUUGCCCGGGCUAUUGACCUAGCAGACUCUACAUUCAUUGAGAAAUGAGUGCUUGCCUCUAAAUGGCACUGCAUUCAGUUAAACAUGGAUUUGGAUGCGGGUAGCUGCUUAUAGUCAAUCAUGUCUAAUAUUGGUCAAUAUGUAAAAAGGUGUUUUGUCCAUGUCGAACACUUCCGUAUCUAGUGUUGAUUUUGUAUCCAAACAUGCAUGCCAACUUUUUUCUUUUCUUGCUUUACCAAGCAUUCAUGCAAACUGUGUUUAAUAUUUUAUUAGAAGUUUUUCAAUUUAUCAAUAUCUAAAUGAGGAAACUAAAUCCAUUCAUGA